Molecule: messenger RNA, 477 nt
Organism: Cyphellophora attinorum
Lineage: Eukaryota; Fungi; Ascomycota; Eurotiomycetes; Chaetothyriales; Cyphellophoraceae
Product: putative RNA polymerase II transcription factor B subunit 1
Exons: 1
Coding region: 1-477 (158 amino acids)
Source: RefSeq, a predicted model, not a curated record
AUGACCCUAAUUCAAUCCCACCGCUCCUUAACAGCAAGCAUCUCUGAAACCUCCACCCUCCCACCCGCCAUCUACGAACGCCUCCUCCUAACCCACGCCACCAGCAUCGAAUUCCUCCGCCAGUUCUACACCGCUUUCAACUCCGGCGACCCACAACGAGUAACCGAGAUCGAAUCUCUUUCGGGCAGUCUGGUUAAUGCGACCGCGCGUAUUACUGCUAUAGCCAAAGAUGCGGAGGCGGAGCGGAAUGGGAUUAUAGAGAGGUUGGGGCGGGAGGCGAAGGAGAUGGCGCGGCUCAAGGGGGAGGGCAGUAAAGUGCGGAAAAUCAAUUUGGAUGCUGUGCAGGGCGGUGGGGAGGUGGUGAGGGAGCUGAUGCAGCCUAUUUUGGAUGGGUUGCUUCGAGCUGGCGAGACGUACAGACGGGCGGUGGUGGAGCAGAGUAGGGAUGGGGGAGGGGGGACGCCGCAGCCUGUGUGA